This is a messenger RNA of Apis cerana (Asiatic honeybee), 9834 nucleotides long. RefSeq names its product Utx histone demethylase (gene Utx). Gene Ontology annotation, biological process: regulation of gene expression. The record is from RefSeq and is a predicted model, not a curated record. Gene Ontology annotation, molecular function: histone H3K27me2/H3K27me3 demethylase activity; RNA polymerase II cis-regulatory region sequence-specific DNA binding; chromatin DNA binding. Lineage: Eukaryota; Metazoa; Arthropoda; Insecta; Hymenoptera; Apidae. Gene Ontology annotation, cellular component: MLL3/4 complex.
CGCCAGUCGCGUCAGUUGCGUGAAAGCCUUUGACGGGGGAGGUGCUUUUCAGCACUUAUUGUGCGUAGCACCCUCUCCUCUUAUAAUCACUGCCACUAAUAGUAUAUAUAUUAUAUAUAUAUAUAUAUAUAUAAAUAUAAAUAUAUACAUAUAUAUAAUCGAAGAAUACAUUCGUGACGAGGACGUCUAAUUUGCAAAUUAAAAAAUAAGAUCCUCCCGCGAAUUGUGACAUCGAAACACAUACAGUUCGUAAAGACCAAUGUGAUCCGUAUUAUACGACAGAUCGACGAAAUAAAACGCGCCACAGAAAGAAGAAGCCAUAAGUGUUCGUUCUCACUGAGAAAGAAAUGAGAUGAAAACGCGGAUCUAUCAUAGUGUCCAUUAUUAUUAGUGUUCCGCUUCGCGUAGCGGAGCGUACAGUCGCGUUUUUUCGUGUCGAACAUAUAGUGUAUUCAUCACAUUUUUUUUUUGCUGUUUUAUUUUCUCUCUUUCUUUUUCUCUUUUAUUAUUUUCAUUUUGUGCAUCGACACGUUUUAUUGGAUGACUUGCGUCCGACGGCCUUGUUCUCUUGUGUUCUGGCCUCGUCUCGAUACGCGUUAAGGAGGAUAGCGUAAUAUGUUGCGUGUGACGUCGUCGUGACCGAAAGCGACGUCUGGAUUCUGUGCACGAUUCAAACGAGGAAGUCGGUGAACUUGUGCAUCGUGCUAGUGUGAUAUUCUUGUUUCAACGUUCCCUCCUCGUUCUCAUCGAGAUUCUCUUGUGAAACGUGUACGACCUUCCAGCAUACAUACGGCGUCUUCCUGGCGCUGAUUAAGAUUUAAAUUCCACGGACCUUGGGCGAUUUAAAUGGGCCGUGAAAGCAUUCCAGCAGGUGCUAUGGGUGGAACCAGGAUUUCCACGAGCCUGCGAGGUUCACCUACGGCUCGGCUUGAUGCUGAAGGUCCACGCUGACUUUGAUGCCGCCUUGAAGCACCUGACACUCGCUUUGAUCGAUGCCACGACACCUGCCUCUUUUUCCAAGCUUGAAAUAAAAUUUCACAUAGCUCAUUUAUACGAAGUCCAAGGGAAGUAUCGUCUUGCUAAAGAACAUUACGAGGCAUUGCUCAAGGAAAAAACUCUGCCUUCGCACCUGAAGGCCGACAUUUGUCGUCAAUUAGGAUGGAUGUACCACGUGGUUGAUUGUACAGUGCUUGGUAUAACAAGACAGCAGAAGCAAGCAAUUGCCAUCCACUGUCUGCAAAAAUCUAUCGAAGCGGAACCGAAAAGCGGGCAAAGCCUUUACCUGUUGGGACGUUGUCUCGCCGCUUCUGGAAAAGUUCACGAUGCAUUUAUCGCUUACAGAUUAAGUUUCACGCAUGAUUCUGUACGAGACACGUUGAAAAAUAGACUUUUCUACUUGAUUUCUAAUUGGAAGCUUGAAAGAAAUUCUGUGGAAAAAUCCGAAGGAAAUGCCGAUACAUGGUGUAGCAUAGGCGUUCUAUAUCAGCAGCAGAAUCAGCCUAUGGAUGCUCUGCAAGCGUAUAUAUGUGCUGUACAAUUAGACAAAUCACACUCAGCUGCGUGGACUAAUCUGGGCAUUUUGUACGAAAGUGUUAGUCAGCCAAAAGACGCUCUAGCUUGUUACGUCAACGCAUCCAGGGGUAAUAACAACACACCAAAUUGCACGGGUUCACUGGUGGGCCUGGGUGGUGCUAAAUCAGGUGGUAAUACCCCGAUGAACCCAUCGCUACAACAGCGGAUCAAUUUCCUCCAAAGUCAUCUGAGCCAAGCACCAAUGCCUUCCGUCGCUACUAAGAGGCGGCAACUGCCGUCUAUAGAAGAGGCUUGGAACUUACCCAUUAGUGCUGAGAUGUCUAGCAGACAGCAACAACAACAGCAAACACCCACUGGUCCGGGUUAUAAAUAUGGUUCCACUCCUUCUGGACCACCACCUCCUUAUCCUCAAGGACAAGGACAGAAUCUUAAUACAAAAAGAUUUAAGCCGGGAGAAGAACCAAUUUCUCCAGGUUCACAACAGAGACCACCACCAUUUUAUCUCACAUCUCAACAACUGCAGAUGUUACAGUUUCUUCAACAAAAUCAUGGAAGUUUAACGCAACAACAGCAAGGUUUGCUUGCACAAUUACAACAACAAUACAGAUGUAUGCAACAACAUCAACAACAAAUUAGAUUACAACAGCAACAAGCUGCUCAAAGAGGUUUAAGGCCAGGACAACCUGGUUAUCCUACAGGUUACAAUCAUACACAACUAGGACAACCUGGCGUGAUCAAGAAUUAUGGGAUACCUCAACAACCGUUGCAACAAGGUGGAACUGUUGCAUUACAAACAGGGUUCUCAGAUUCUAAUGUCGGUUAUAAUACGGCAGCAACUGGGAACAGUCAAACACCAGGAAUGCCUUACAAAUCUGCCUCUGAUUCAAACUAUCCUCAAAGGCAAUUGACAUCCGGCCAAUACAACCAAUAUCAGCCUAAUCAAUACACUGCCCAGGGUUACACACAAAUAUCGUCCACGACGAGUAAUUAUCCCGAAGGUUCCGCGGGAAAUAAAGACCUGGGAGUAACAGAUCAAGAAUUACAGGCUUUGUUAUCACAAAAAGAUAUUGCGACGUCUUUGGCGGAGGAUUUAUUGAAACAUUUUGGUUCGGAAGAUUUAGAUGUAAAAGAAGAAGCACCAAGCAUCAUGAACAAUGGCACGUUAAGUUCAGGUCCAUUUUCACCGUCGAAUCUCGAAGAGAGUACAGAAAAAAUCAAAGAAGUAAAACUAGAGAAGGUUGAAGAUAGUCAACCUUCGUCUACGUCGAAACUCGAAGCAUACGAAAAAAGCAAUACAAAAACAUCGACUCCAGUAGUUGAGACGGUGAAAUGUGAAGCAACUUCGAGUACAAAUAAAAUCGAAUCAGUUGCUCGGAUUGAACCGGUGCUUAAAUUGGAAAGCCUGUGUGAAUCACAACCUGAACAAGAACUUAGUAUAGAUAUGGAUUCUAAAGGUAUUAUAGAAGCAUGUAAAGGUCAGGGAUUAAAAGGUGUACCAAAUUGCUCCAUACUGAGCGAUCGUUCACCUCCACCCGCUCCACCUGAUCCUCCAAAUCAGAGACUAACCAAGGAACAACUCUUACCCCCAACUCCUAGCGUUUAUUUAGAGAAUAAAAAAGACGCGUUCAGUCCACAACUCCAAGAGUUUUGUUUAAAACAUCCGAUAGCUGUGAUUCGCGGUUUGGCGGCUGCUUUGAAAUUAGAUCUUGGAUUGUUCUCAACGAAAACUUUGGUAGAAGCGAAUCCAGAUCAUGGUAUCGAAGUAAGAACACAAAUGCAACAGACCAGCGAUGAGAAUUGGGAUCCUGUCAUGGGCAGAAAAGUUUGGGGUUGUAUCAGUCACAGAAGCCACACAACUAUUGCGAAAUAUGCGCAGUAUCAGGCGUCAAGUUUUCAAGAAAGCUUGAAAGAAGAAAGGGAGAAAGCUCAAGGUAUACAUACCUCGAAUUUAUCCGAUUCAGAUUCAAAAGAUAGUACUGGUGCUGUUAGAAGAAAGAAAAACGCUUUUGGAUUGGCGGGUCGACCGGGUUCGAAGAUGUUGCGAUUUGGGACCAAUGUAGAUUUAUCAGACGAAAGAAAAUGGAAACCGCAGCUUCAAGAGUUGAUGAAAUUACCGGCAUUCGCUAGAGUCGUUUCGGCGGGAAACAUGCUCAGCCAUGUUGGCCAUGUUAUUUUAGGAAUGAAUACUGUUCAGUUGUACAUGAAGGUACCUGGUAGUAGAACACCCGGUCACCAGGAAAAUAAUAAUUUUUGUUCUAUUAAUAUCAAUAUUGGACCAGGAGAUUGCGAAUGGUUUGCAGUGCCUGAUGCAUAUUGGGGAAUAAUUUGCUCACUUUGUGAGCGAAACAAUAUCAAUUACCUUCAUGGUAGCUGGUGGCCUUCUCUAGAAGACCUGUAUGAGGAAAACAUUCCUGUAUAUAGGUUUUUACAAAGACCAGGUGAUCUUGUUUGGGUUAAUGCAGGUUGUGUACAUUGGGUUCAAGCUGUUGGAUGGUGUAAUAAUAUUGCAUGGAAUGUAGGCCCUUUGACUGCUCGACAAUAUCAACUGGCAAUCGAACGUUAUGAAUGGAAUAAACUACAAUCAUUUAAAUCUAUAGUACCAAUGGUACAUUUAUCUUGGAAUUUAGCCAGAAAUAUCAAAGUAUCAGAUCCCAGAUUAUUUGAAUUAAUUAAAAAUUGCCUAUUAAGGACAAUGAGACAGUGUUGUUUAAUAUUAGAAUUUGUAAAAAGUAAAGGUGUAGAAGUUCGGUUUCAUGGACGAGGAAAAAACGAAGCAUCGCAUUAUUGCGGCCAAUGCGAGAUUGAAGUAUUUAAUAUCUUGUUCAUAAGGGAACAAGAAAAACGACACGUCGUGCACUGUAUGGAUUGUGCACGAAAACAAUCCCCAUCCUUAGAAGGAUUUGUUUGCUUAGAAGAAUAUAGAAUGCGUGAUUUAAUGGAGGUUUACGAUGGAUUUACUUUACAUACCUCUCUAACAACUCCUUCAUCAGCUCAGUCUAGCCAAUCCUCCUGAGAAUACAUGCAACACAGAUAUUUAGACUUCUUAGGCACUUUACAGUGACUUUGAUAGUACAAUAUCUGUGUUUAAAAAAAAUCUUUAUGAUAAGGAUUGUUUAAGUACCUGAGAGCUAUCAUGAAGAAAAUGAAAACAGAUCGAAAAAUUUUAUAUGUUAGACUAUAUAGUCAAACAUCUGUUUCCAUAUUAAUUUUAAGGUACGCACAAUAUAUGUUGUAUAUGAAAGAAUUGAAAAUUUUUAAUAUUCUGACAAUUAGUUAGUACUAUUUACACAAACUGAAAACUAUAUUCGAUCAAUUUUAUAUUGGAUUAAUACAAAAUCUCCAAAACAUUGUUCUAGCUCUCGGGCAUAGAAAAUUGAAGCUAAGUUAAACGAGAGAAGACUGUGCUUUACUUGUAAAUUACUUGAUAUCAUCAUUUGCUAAAACUUUGCAAUAAGAUAUAAUGGACAUAAUUAUCAAACUUGGUCACGUUUCUUAUCAGUUUUAUGUCAUGGCUAGAGUCUGAAAAGCAUUUAAUAUUCAUUUUUAUCAUGAAAAAAAGAAAAUAUAUAUAUAUAUAUAUUAUUUUCUUCAUAAAUCACAUAUUUCGAAAUUUUUACGAUUAAUAAAUUGCCAAAGAAAGCAGAAAAAAUUUCAUAUACACGAAAACAUCAUGGAAAUGUUCACUGCCAAUCGUGAAUAUAAUAAAAGAUUACAUUUAGUCCAAAGUGAUGAGGGAUAAAUUGUCGUUAAUUAUUGUUAUGAAUUAAGAUACGAUUGUAAAGUAUUGCAAAGCUGCUCAAAACAUACUUUUAUGUACAUUUUUGUAUACAAACGGAUUGAAACGAUUACUACUUUUGAUGAAAUUCACGGAGAUAUUACACUGUUUCGAAUGUCUUACUGCCAAUGACAAUUCAAUCUUAAUAUAGUAGUAUAAUAAUUGUGUUUUCACAUUUAAGAUAAUGUGAUCAAUAUAAAAUUGAGAUUUAUUAAGAAUUAUUGAUCUUUUUUAUAAAUUCAACAAAAAAAAUACAGAAGUAUUCAUCAAAUACUACUUCAAAUAAAUUAUUGUGUUAUAUAAAUAAAUUAGUGGCUCUAAAACAUUUGUACAGUAAAAAAUACAGUUUAUAAUAACGACUUAUAAAAACAUACCUCCGUGUUUAGAAUGAGAAAAGAAUAACAUACUGCAAAAAACUUAUAAAAUGGCGUUUCUUGAGUUAUAAUUUUAUUUACUAUCAUAAACAAAACAAAUAAAAAAAUGUAUGAACACUCACAACUAUAGAAAUUGAAAAUCAUGUGUUAAAUUUUUUUCAACGAUAAAAUAAUAAGAUAAGAAUUAUUGAUAUUUAUUAAUUAUAAAUGAAUUUAUUUGAAUCAAUUUUUAAUUAUAUGAAAUUAUUUCUUGAUUUAUAUACUUUAUUCAAAUAGAUGAAAAAUAGAAUUAUAACUAUCGUCUUAUUUAAAAUAUUCUUUAAUAUAAUUGUAGAACAUUAGUGCAAAUUACAAUUUUAACAAAUUUAGAAGCAAAAUAUAAAAUCAGAUCAAGAUUUAAAUAAAGUUGGAGAACGCUGACAUAUAAUGUUUAAUAGCAAGUAAUCGUAUCUUAAAACAAAAAAGAAACGUACCUUCGACUCAGUCUUGUCAAUUCACAUUGGCGUUUAAAAACGCCAAAUGUACGUGCCAGAAAACAAAAAAAAAUCUUACCCACCACAAAUGUAUAAAUAAUACAAUUCUCGUUCCGCCGAAAAAAAUGUAUUUUCACAUACGCAUGAGAGAGAGGGAGAGAAAGAGAGAGAAAGUGAAGAAAAAAAGCAAAAAAUGGUAGAUAGUCCAUACAGGUUGUAAUAAGAUCAUCGGAGAACGAUGUAUUUUUGAAAAUUCUAGAAAAUGCUAGUUCCGCCGAGUUAGUUAAUAAUAAACGAAAAUCGCAUUUCUUUUAUAUGCGUGACAAAUUUCAGCGCUGUAAUUGCAAUAUAUGUAUGUACAUAUAUAUAUAUAUACAUACAUAUAUAUCUACAUCAUAUAAAGCAAUGGCUGAAUAUAAUGCUAUAAUUUCGCCAGUUAUCUAUGAUUAUUAAUGAUGGUCGUACGGGUUCAAAAACUCGUGUCCAAGAGUAUUUUAAUCCAUACACUCUAAUGAUCUCAUUUCAUGUAAUAUUGGCAGUUUGGAAUGAUAAUGAUUUCUGCCGAUAUUUCGAACUGACUUGACAAUUUUGAUUAACAGUUAAUAAAUUAUGUAUAAAUAUAUUUAAUGUAAAAAAAAUAAGAUAAGAUAAUAUGAAAUGAAUUGAAACGGAAUGGCUCAAGAGCUUUGCUAAGUAAUAACAAACAAAUUGAAUGCAAUCUUUGUGUAGUAUCAAAUCUGUCUUGCUGUGACUAAUGGCUAAUCUGCAUUAAUUUGAAUACGAAAUUGAGCAGAUUUUCUAUAACCGUUUUAAUAGUAUAUGAAAAUUUUUUACUAAUAUUACGCUAUUCGACUUUAAUAGUCAAAUGAUUUAAUAUUAUCGUUAUUUUUCUUUUUUCAUUAAUUGGCAAUACUUAAUAAAUAUAUUAAUUACAUUAUACAUAAAAAUUAAUAUAUAAAAAAAUUUUUAUUUUUAUUUCUAUGAUCUUUAACAAUUAAUUUAAACUGGGAAAUAAUAUUUUCAAAAUAUACUUCAAAAUAAUAAAAUGUACAUGAUAUAAAAAUGACAAAUAUGUAUCUAUAUGUUAAUAUAAAUUGUCAUUAACAUUAUAUAUUAAAAUUGCAUUGUCUAAAAACGGUUUCAUUAAAAAAAGGUUCACAGCAUUGGCAGUUCAAGUUUGUUUGCAGUUGUUUAAUUUUUUUUUUUUUUUUUAGAAUGUUUUAGAUUCUUCAAAUAACAAAGUUCACUUGUUAGUAAAUUAAUAUUAUAGCAAGAAAUGUACUUCUCUUAAUAAUAAAAUAUAUUAUAUUUUGUUGCUUACAAGUGGAAUAUUUGCAAUUGAAUGGAAAAUAAUUUUAUAAAAUUUUAACGAAAUAAUUUGUAUGUGAUCAUUGAUAAAAUUGUAAACUUAUAUCUGAAUAUUUAAAGAUCUUAAUGGUAAUUAUUUGAACAUAGAAAGAUACAUAAAUAAGAAAAAAUUUUUUUUGGAAUGAAUUUUUUUAAAUUGUUUUUUCAAUAUAUUUCAUAAAAAUAUGCUGCAAUUGCACAGGAUUUAGAAAUCUAGUAUCAUAAUUGGCAGUAUUAUUAAUUAAAUUUUCUCAUUAAAUUUAAUUAUGAUAAUUAAUUUAAACAAAGAUCUCUAGUUCAAAAAUAGAGAAUAAAAAAAUAAAUAAUCUACUUUUUAUCUAAACAAUAAAAUUAUAUUUCCUAAAUAAUAUACUAGAUUUUUUAACAACCUGCAGAAAUGGCAUAUUUUAUAAGUUAAAGGAAAUAUAAAGAAAUAUUAGGAUUGAUAAAAUAUAUUAUUUGAAAUAGUAGACUAGUUAAUGUAAGCUUUCAAAUACCAUUUGUGUUUUAGUUAUAAUUUAAUUGGUUUUUAGAUAGUUUACAUUCACUAGUCGAAAUAUAUAUUAUAUAUGUAUAUCUUAAUUUUCUCAUAUUUUCUUUUAUUUAAUUAAAUUUAAAUUGCGCAUCGUUAUUCGUAAUGAACUAUAAAUCUAAUAAAUUUAAUAAAUUUAAUUAAUGGAAAAAAGUCAGAGAACUUGAGAACAGUAGUUAUAUUAACUUAUCAUUUAAUAAAAUGUAAGUAACUGUAAAUAUUUGAUUUUUGUAAAAUCAGAGAAUAAGUAGGAGAGCAGAAUUAUAUAACAAAUACAUCUUUAUAAUAAUCACUCAGUUGUUUAUUCUGCACAUAAGCAGAUUUUUCAAAGUCUUGUAUUUUGAUACUGAUCAAGGAAUAAUGUAACAUUGGUGAAUUUUAGAAAAUUAUGCAAUUUAGUAUUGCGCACAAAUGCUAGAAAAUUAUCAAAAGAAAUUAAGAAAUUCCUUUGUAUCAUUUCAUCUUCAGAAAUAUUUUAAAAUUCAUAAAAUGGCGCACAUACGAAAUUGCGUAUAUACUUCGAAAAGCAAAGGAAAAAAUAACAAAAACAAAAAAUUAAAGGACAUACAUAAAACGUAUUUUCGCUAAAUAAUAUAUGAAGUGUUUAAGUUCUGACUUACCAAAUGAAGUUAACAAAACAAACAUAAAAAAAAGUUUAUUUUUUCUGUACAACUGACUAUAACAAAGAAGAAAUAAUAUUUUCGAAUUCGUCUGUAAUGUAAAGCGAAAUGUAGCAAACCAUAGCAUGGAAAAUGAAAACGAAAAAAAUUAUGAUACCUAAUUCACAAAACACGUAGCUUAAAACUUGUAAAACUGUAUUUUAAAUGUGAAAACAUUCACUGCCAAAUUGUGAUAAACAAAUCCCACCUUUAAACCGGAGCGUUUUCUUAACUUCUGAUCGCAUUGACCAAUUAUUUCCUCCUAAAUAGUUACCGUGAAUUCUGCACAUUCUGAUAUAAUAGUCAUCUAUAUUUUUUCUUAAUGUUUAAGAUAUAAUAUCGAAGAGAAUAUAGCGUUGACCAAUGCAGCUAGAAUCGAAGGAAACCGCUCCCUAUUUUAAGUGCGUAGCAUCGUAACAAUGAAAGAAAAAAAUAAAUAAAUGAAAAAGGAAAAAAGAAAAAAGAUCAUAUUGAUAUUUUUAAACGGGCACGUUUUACUGUUUAAAAAGUACCAUCUGGACCGCCUAUAGCGCUCUUCUAUAAUAUUAUAUGUUUACGUGUACAGUGCCUUUAUACCUGAAAAAAGAGACAAAAUGAAAAAAAAAAGAAAGAAUGGAAAAGAACAUUUUAAAAGAAAGAAAAAUACCUUUGCUUUCGAGAAAUCAAUGUAGAUUCAUACACAAAACUUCCCUCACUUUAGACACAGGAAUACGUAGAAUUUUAAAAUAGAGAAAAUAUAUGGGGAACAUGAGUUUUUUUUAGUCUUUCGCAUUAAUUUCUCGAAAAGUCAAGGCAUGCGGUCCCUCCUACGUGUCGCAAACAUUCUUCUAAUUAGGUUCAGAUUGUAAUGAUUACCUAAUUAUAAUUAAUGUAAUUAGAUUAUUAUUAUGAAGUAUGUUGUAAAAGUGUACAGUUUGGAUCGGGUGAUCCUUUUAUGCGGGAGAUCAUGCUGUAGCUAGCCUUAUUAUUAUCAUUACAACUAUUAUUAUCAUGAAUUAUUAUUGCAGUUAAUUAAAAUAUAUUGUGUUUACCAUAAUAAUGUAAUAUAGAGUUACACAGAGCUCGACUGUGCUGUACAUUAUGAUUAUCAACACAAACGCUGCUGCCCUGCAAUUAUUAUUAAAUUGACUUUUCCCAAAAA